Messenger RNA from Aquila chrysaetos chrysaetos, 4111 nucleotides. It is a transcript of the gene ADAMTS1, whose product is annotated as ADAM metallopeptidase with thrombospondin type 1 motif 1. Gene Ontology annotation, cellular component: extracellular matrix. The record is from RefSeq and is a predicted model, not a curated record. Gene Ontology annotation, molecular function: zinc ion binding; metalloendopeptidase activity. Gene Ontology annotation, biological process: extracellular matrix organization; proteolysis. Bases 1 to 2748 code for a protein of 915 amino acids. Lineage: Eukaryota; Metazoa; Chordata; Aves; Accipitriformes; Accipitridae. The transcript has 9 exons.
AUGAGGACCGGGGGGCGCCUGCCGGUGCCGGCGCUGCUGCCGGUGCUGGCGGCGCUGCUGGGGCUGUGCAGCGCCGAGCUCCCCGCCGAGCGGCAGGCGCUGGUGGUGCCGCGGCGCCUGGGCGCUGCCGGCGGCCGGGAGCGCUUCCGCCUGGAGGCCUUCGGGGAGCGGCUGACGCUGGAGCUGGAGCCCGACAGCAGCUUCCUGGCCCCGGACUUCACCCUGCAGUACCUGGGCGGGCCGCCGCCGCCGCCGGAGGACGACCUCUCCCGCUGCUUCUACUCCGGCACGGUCAACCGGGACCCCAGCUCCGCCGCCGCCCUCAGCCUCUGCGCGGGGAUGCGCGGCGCCUUCUCCCUGCGGGGCCGUCAGUACCUCAUCCAGCCGGCCCCCGGCACCGCGCACCGCCGCGGCGCCCACCUCCUCCGCCUCCGCGGGACCCGCCGGGCCGCCCCCGCCGCCCGCUGCGCCGUGGCCCAGGCGGAGACGGAGGCGGUGGCGGCGGGGGGGCCGGAGCCCGCCGGGCACGCAGAAACGAGAAGCAGAAGGAAGAAGAGGUUUGUGUCCAGCCCCCGCUAUGUGGAGACCAUGCUGGUAGCCGACCAGUCCAUGGCCGAGUUCCACGGCAGCGGGCUGAAGCACUAUCUCCUGACGCUGCUCUCCGUGGCGGCCAAGCUGUACAAGCACCCCAGCAUCCGCAACUCCAUCAGCCUCGUGGUGGUGAAAAUCAUGGUCAUUUACGAGGAGCGGAAGGGACCCGAUAUCUCUUCCAACGCGGCCUUGACUUUGAGAAACUUCUGCAGCUGGCAGAAACAGCACAACCCGCCCAGUGACCGGCACGCGGAGCACUACGACACAGCAAUCCUCUUCACCAGGCAGGACCUCUGUGGUGCCAAGACAUGUGAUACUCUUGGGAUGGCUGAUGUGGGAACAGUUUGUGAUCUAAACCGCAGUUGCUCUAUCAUAGAAGACGAUGGUUUACAGGCUGCCUUUACAACAGCCCACGAACUAGGCCACGUGUUUAACAUGCCUCAUGACGAUGCAAAGCAGUGUGCUGGUAUUAAUGGAAUAAGCCGGGAUUUCCACAUGAUGGCAUCUAUGCUUUCUAAUCUGGAUCGCAGCCAGCCGUGGUCUCCAUGUAGUGCCUACAUGAUUACAACAUUUUUGGAUAAUGGUCAUGGUGAGUGUUUGUUGGACAAGCCCCACAAACCAAUCCAGCUCCCUUCUGACUUGCCUGGCACAUUGUAUGAUGCCAACAGACAGUGCCAGUUUACAUUUGGAGAUGAGUCCAAGCACUGCCCCGAUGCAGCCAGUACGUGUACGACGCUGUGGUGUACUGGCACUUCUGGAGGACUGCUUGUGUGCCAAACCAAACACUUCCCUUGGGCAGACGGCACCAGUUGCGGGGAAGGGAAGUGGUGCAUGAAUGGCAAGUGUGUGAAUAAAACUGAGAAGAAGCAUUAUGAUACACCAGUGCAUGGGAGCUGGGGGUCCUGGGGGCCAUGGGGAGAGUGCUCCCGGACUUGCGGCGGUGGAGUGCAGUACUCCUUCAGGGAGUGUGACAACCCCAUCCCGAGGAACGGGGGGAAAUACUGUGAAGGGAAGCGCGUGCAAUACAGAUCAUGUAACAUUGAGGACUGUCCGGACAAUGACGGCAAAACCUUUAGGGAGGAACAAUGUGAAAAGCACAAUGAGUUUUCCAAGUCUCCCUUUGGAAGUGGACCUGCAGUGGAGUGGACACCCAAGUUUGCUGGUGUCUCCCCAAAGGACAGAUGCAAGCUGGUCUGCAGAGCAAAAGGAACAGGAUACUUCUUUGUUUUACAGCCAAAGGUUGUGGAUGGUACCCCAUGUAGCCCUGAUUCCACCUCUGUCUGCGUCCAGGGACAGUGUGUAAAGGCUGGCUGCGACCGCAUGAUAGGAUCCAAUAAGAAGUUUGACAAAUGCGGUAUCUGUGGUGGCAAUGGAUCCACUUGCAAGAAAGUGUCUGGCACACUUGUUAGAGCAAAACCUGGCUACCAUGACGUUGUCACCAUUCCAGCUGGGGCAACGAACAUCGAGGUGAAGCAGCGAAACCACAGGGGCGCAAGGCAUGACGGCAGCUUCCUCGCCAUCAAAGCUGCAGAUGGCACCUACAUCCUCAACGGCGAUUACACCCUGUCAACGCUGGAGCAGGACAUCACCUACAAGGGCAGCGUGCUGAGGUACAGCGGCUCCUCCGCCGCCCUGGAAAGGAUCCGCAGUUUCAGCCCUCUGAAGGAGCCUCUGACCAUCCAGGUCCUCACGGUGGGGGACCUGCCACAGCCCAAGAUCAAGUUCACCUAUUUCAUGAAGAAGCCCACACAGCCUGGGUCGGAGAAGGCGCCCAGCAGAAAGAAAGAGUCCUUCAAUGCCAUUAGGGAGAUCAUCUCCUCCGAGUGGGUCAUCGAGGAGUGGGGCGAGUGCUCCAAGUCGUGCGGCUCAGGCUGGCAGCGGCGGGCAGUGGAGUGCCGGGACCCUCAGGGGCGGCCAGCCACAGACUGCGCUCGGGAGCUGAAGCCGAGCGAUGUCCGUCCCUGCGCUGACGUGCCCUGCCCGCAGUGGCAGCUGGGGGACUGGUCGCCCUGCUCUAAGACAUGCGGGAAAGGUUUCAAGAAGAGAUUGUUGAAAUGUGUUUCUUACGACGGCAGUGUGCUGCCGCAAGAAAGCUGUGAGCCUUCCAAGAAACCGAAACACUUAAUAGACUUCUGCAACGUUACAGACUGCAGUUAAAUAGUAUAAGUUGGGAAAGCUAAAUUUUUUUUAUUAUUUCUUUUUUCCUUCAGAACAAUGCACUGAAAAAAAGAGGGCUAGAGGCAGCACAUGUGUUUCUGCAUACAGAAUUCAUGGUGAGGAUCCGUUGAGGUGGGACAGUGCAAAUAGCUUUAGUUGGCAUUGCAUCCUAAAAAUACCCUGCCAACUGAAAAUUUGAUAGGAUAGCAGACCCAUGUCACUCACUUGUCUUCAGCAGAUAAGGCCCGAGGGCAUUAUAAUUGCCUUUUUUUAAGUCUGUUAUAAAUUAAACAAAACAUGAGCAGUGCCCAAGAAACAUUUAAGCAAAGAUUUUGGGGUUCGGUUAUCUUUCCUUUCUUUUGGAUUUAUAUUGUGGUACCGAUCAAGUCCCCAUUUAUAGGAAGGGGAGGGAAAGGGGAGCAGAAAAGAUAGCUUAAAAUAAUUGGUCAGGGCUUACCUACCUCACGAAGGGCAAAAAACAGGAUUGGAAAAGGAGCUUUAACUGUCAUUCACGGCUGCUAUUGUUUCAGAGAAUAGUUUUAUAUAAAAAUAGAGCCAUAUUCUCUACCUGUAAAGAGUAAGCAAUAUCAAGAACAGUCAGUCAACUCCACAGAUAACUAGAAUAUCAUUUUUUAAAAGUAUCUUUAUGUCAUCCCAAUGUACCUGUCCAUUUCUCUCAUCCACUCCAGUGCCAUUGUGGUGACAUAUGUAAUCCAGAGGCUAGAAGAAGUGGAAAUCUUCAUGGAGCCGGUAGCAUCUCUGAGUAGUUGCUCUUUGUGCCUUCUGCAUACCUUCCACUGGCUUUUCUGAUUCGAGCUUGGUCCUACCAUUCUGUCAAACAGACUGAUGGCGUUUGAGUCAUGCUUUCACAUUCAGAUCUUUUCUCUUACCCCAGCCAAUGAAAAUUAUUUGCAUUUGAGUUAAAAAAAAGAUCAAAGAAAUCCCGCUAUGAAUGGGAACCUCUCCUCCGUGGCCUCUGAUGGGUUUGUAGUGCUCAAAUUACUGAUAAGGCGGGAAGACAAAGCUGAAGGAUAGCAGGUCCAUCCACAGCAAUACACCAACAUUCGCAUAAUUAAAGUUUGUGCCAGUCCAUAGACAAUGAGAGAAUAUGGCUUUCCAUAUGUAUAUAGUAAAAUAUAUUACUAUAGAUUUUAUAUACUUUAUAAGUAUUUUAUAUUUCUUUCCCUUCUGGGAAGGGUUAUAAUUUGUAAUAAAUGCAUAUAAUGAGCGUAUUUAUUUUUAUACUUCUUGUCUAAUGUGAUCUUCUAAGUUAUCGCUUUUUUAAAAGGACAUAUAACAAGGAUAGAGUAUUUAUACAGUAUAAUAUGUUACUAGAGGUAAUAAAUGAACCCUAUAAAUUUUG